Verticillium alfalfae VaMs.102 is the source of this 1095-nucleotide messenger RNA. RefSeq names its product xenobiotic compound monooxygenase. Gene Ontology annotation, molecular function: oxidoreductase activity, acting on paired donors, with incorporation or reduction of molecular oxygen; monooxygenase activity. The record is from RefSeq and is a predicted model, not a curated record. NCBI's taxonomy places the organism in Eukaryota, Fungi, Ascomycota, Sordariomycetes, Glomerellales, Plectosphaerellaceae. The transcript is spliced from 4 exons. The coding region runs from base 1 to 1095 and encodes 364 amino acids.
AUGGGCGACGCCAACAAUACCCCGCCCUCCGGGGCCACCCCGAAGAAGAGCCUCAUCGUCAACGCCUUUGUCGAGAUGUGCAGUGGCCACCAGUCCCCCGGUCUCUGGCGCCAUCCUGACGAUCAGUCUCACAACUUCAACUCAACGAAGCAUUGGGUUGAUCUCGCAAAGCUCCUCGAGAAGGCAAAGUUCCACGGCGUCUUCAUUGCCGAUGUCCUGGGUGGCUAUGACGUCUACAACAAGUCGCUCGAGCCAGCCAUCACGUCUGGUGCGCAGUGGCCCGUCAAUGAGCCAUUGGCGGUUGUGUCAGCCAUGGCGGCCGCGACGGAGAGCAUCGGGUUCGGUGUUACAGUGUCCACGACCUAUGAGCAGCCAUAUCACCUUGCUAGGAGACUCGCAACAUUGGAUCACCUGACGGGAGGACGCUACCUCGACUCGGCCGCGAAGAACAUGGGUCUCACCGAACAGCCCCAGUUCGCUGCGCAGCACGCCGAAGCCGUCUUCGUGUCGGCCCACGCGCCCGCCGUGUGCGCCAAGAACGUGGCCGAGAUUCGCGCCCUCGCCGAUUCCGGCUACGGGCGCAACGGCAAGGACAUCAAGGUGCUCGCGCUCGUGACGCCCAUCCUCGGGCGCACGGAGGAGGAGGCGCAGGCCAAGCUCGCCGACUACAGGCAGUACGCGUCGCUCGAGGGCGCGCUGGCGCUGUUUGGCGGGUGGACGGGCAUCGAUCUUGGCCAGUACGGCGACGAGCAGGAGCUGCGCCAGGUCGAGAGCAACGCCGUACGGUCGACGGUGGAAGGGUAUGCCCGAUUCUCGCCCGGCACGGCCAAGUGGACCAAGCACACGAUUGCUGAGCAUGUGAGCAUCGGCGGCAAUGGGCCUGUGCUUGUCGGUACGGCGGAACAGGUGGCUGAUGGUCUGGAGACUUGGGUGCGGGAGGCGGAUGUUGAUGGCUUCAACUUUUCCUUUGAGGACAUCAUUGAGCUGCUGCUGCCCGACUGCGCAGCGCCGGCCUCUUCUGGACGACUACGCCGUACGGCGGGCACAUACCGCGAGACUUCUACCGACGUGAGGGCCAAAAGCAGCUCUGGAUGA